Messenger RNA from Rangifer tarandus platyrhynchus (Svalbard reindeer), 981 nucleotides. NCBI's taxonomy places the organism in Eukaryota, Metazoa, Chordata, Mammalia, Artiodactyla, Cervidae. The record is from the annotation of a GenBank genome assembly.
AUGAAGGAAACCAAACGAGCAUCUCCGAAUUUCUCCUCCCGGGACUCCAGCCAAGCUGGGAAGCAGGAGCUCCUCUUUGCACUUUUCCUGGCUAUGUACCUGGCCACCGUGGUGGGGAACACGCUCAUCGUUCUGGCCAUCGGCUUGGACCCUUACCUUCACACCCCCAUGUACCUCUUCCUCGCCAACCUAUCCUUGGCUGACCUCUUCCUUGCCAACCUGUCCUUGGCUGAUGUUUCCUCCAUUUCCACCUCAGUCCCCAGAAUGCUGAUGAAUAUUCAGACCAAGAGCCCAUCCAUCUCCUAUGAGAGCUGCAUCACACAGAUGUAUUUCUCCAUUGUCUUUGUUGUCACUGACAACUUCCUCUUGGGGGUCAUGGCCUGUGACCGCUUUGUGGCUAUCUGCCAUCCUCUGAACUACACGACCAUCGUGGGACCCAGGCUCUGCCUUUGGCUGGCCGCCGUCCCCUGGGCCCUCAGUAACGCCGUCGCCCUGACACACACCCUUCUGCUCCUCCGAUCGGUCUUCUGUGAUGGCCACGCUCUCCCGCACUUCUUCUGUGACUUGGCCCCGCUGCUCAGGCUGUCCUGCUCGGACACGGCGGCCAACGAGCUCGCGCUCUUUGUCGUGGGCUCGUCGGUCGUCACCCUGCCCUUCGCCCUCAUCCUCGUCUCCUACGCCUGCAUCACCAGGGCUGUCCUGAGACUCUCACGCCCAGAGGGGCGGUGGAAAGCCCUCUCCACCUGUGGCUCUCACCUGACAGUCGUGUUCCUCUUCUACGGGACCGUCGUGGGGGUCUACUUCUUCCCCUCGCCCUCUGACCCUGACAACAGAGACAAGAUCGGGGCGCCGCUGUUCGCCGUGGUGACCCCCGUGGUGAACCCCUUCAUCUACAGCCUGAGGAACACGGACAUGAAAGGGGCCCUGAGGAGACUCCUCUGUGGGAAAAAGGGCUCUCCCUGUGAUGCCCUGAGCGUCUGA